AUGUUGUUCGCUAAGACAAAGAUGGGACGAGCUCGUCAAGGCGAGCCGCCGCUAACGCAAAAGAACACGGAUCGACGCUAUUACUCAAUAAUAGUUUUGACCAAGUUGGAUGACACGAAAGUUUAUGUAAUCGGCGGUCUCGUCGACCAUAACAGUCAAAAAGGCCUCUGCUUUGAACAGGCUGUCAAAAAUCGCUACGAUCAUGCUCGUCUUCCAAUCGAUGAAUUUGUUGAGAAAACUCCAAGUUAG
Ostertagia ostertagi is the source of this 249-nucleotide messenger RNA. Lineage: Eukaryota; Metazoa; Nematoda; Chromadorea; Rhabditida; Trichostrongylidae. The record is from the annotation of a GenBank genome assembly.